This is a messenger RNA of Chara braunii, 1798 nucleotides long. NCBI's taxonomy places the organism in Eukaryota, Viridiplantae, Streptophyta, Charophyceae, Charales, Characeae. The record is from the annotation of a GenBank genome assembly.
GCCCGUUGGCGGGGGGUGGUGGGCGCCACGCGACAGCGGAUGUGGCCGAAUCGCCCGUGUCGGGUUGUAUGGAGAGGAUCAUCGCUCAUGUUUCCACCAUGCGCGCAGGCAGCGAUGGGGACAGCACCGACAACGGCGAGAUGUACGGCGAGGGAGAUGGGCUCAACGACGACGACAUGGUGGGUGGUGGAGAGGACGACGCGAAUGUUCAGCCGCCGCCGACCGCAGAAGGACGAAUCGAUGGUGGACUUGGCAGGGGCAAGGGAAGGGGGAAAGCGAAGGUGCCAGGCGGGGAUGCGGGGGUGGCCUCAAGCGGGGGGCGCACGUUCUGGAGCCUGGACGAGUCUCUUGUUCUCGUCCGGUGCAAGAGAGAUCAGGAUGAGGCUAUGGUGGCUGCCGGGUCUACCUUCGCGCGGAUUAAAACGAGAGAGUGGAAAUGGACGGACAUCUCCACACGGAUGUCUGCUUACGGGGUGCACAAAGAGUGGGAUGCCUGUAUGAAGCGUUGGGAGAAUGUGAUUGGGUGCUACGGGAAGGUUUGGGAUAGGGAAAAGGAGUCCGGUAUGCAGUCUCUUUUCACAAUGACUCCCAAGGAACGGGCGGAGAAGGGGUACAAGUUCCAGAUGGACCGCAGGUUGUACGACGCUGUCCACGCUAUGCAGCAUCGCAGCCAGACCGCUCAUCCUCCGAAUUUGGUGGACACAGGGGCAUCACAGCAGCAACAGGGUGGAGGGGCGGGGGCCGAUGGUGUCCAAGGGGGGGAGACAUCUGCGAGUGACAAUUGCGAGGGGGGCGCCGGGGACACGAACGGGGUUGAGCCGUCCGGAGGCCCCAAAAUCGUGAAGAGGAAGAGUGCUCGGCAAAACGCAUUCGAAGCGGUGACCGACGUCAUGCAGUCCCACUCGAAGGUGGUUGCGGAAUCAGUCGAUCGGGCCAGUAAACGGCAGUGCGAGGUGCUUCAGCGUCAGUGUGACAUUAUGGAAAGGGAGGUGGAGGCACAGGAGAAGCAGUGCUAUGUCUGGGAAUCCGGACAGCGAAUGCUCUGCGAUGCGACAAUGGUAGGGGCUAGGGCCUGCAUCCAUCACCGCAGUGUCAUGGUGUACGAGCUGCGCCACCGUAGAGGGGAUACACGUGGGCGGGAGAUGCAGUUCCGCCACGUGUGCAGCCGCAGCGAUGUCCGUCAUUACGAGGCGGRCAGUAAUGGGGCGACAUGCCUUCGUCUCACUGCGGGCCUGGGGUACUUAAGAAGAGCGCUACGGGAGGUUGUCAUCUACACUGCGAAGGUGGGCAACCAGAUUCCCAACCGGCGGGAUGCCGACGUGGASGUGCUGCGGGAGAUAGUGGAGGUCUUCGUCUCCAGCCUCGCCAUGGAACACCAAGAGCGUCUGCAUCAUCCUGCAUCGUACUCCGUCAUCCUGGAACCGCCGCUUGAGGGGGGGGGGACCUGCAUUGGGAAGUGGCGGUUUUACGAGAUGACCUGUAGUGUGGAUGUCUCGACGGCGAGAGAGAGAGAGAGAGAGAGACGGGAGGGGCGGGGGGGAUUACUUUGCGUCAUUGUUCGCAUAUGGCCUUCGUUGUGUAAGCACGGGCGUGGAAGGAUAGAAGUUUUGUACGACCGUCGACAGUGGGUAGAAUAUGAGAUUUGUGCUCUGUGCGUCGUUGUUCAAAUUUUUGUUCAAAAUUUGGGAACACUGUUUUCGGCAUUGGCGUGAUAAUGAGGAGUUCGUUCAUCGGUUUGUUCUGUGGUUCUCAUCAUUUUUCUGAAUAAGUGCUUGCUCUGAGGACAUCACAAACACGA